Arachis ipaensis is the source of this 1905-nucleotide messenger RNA. NCBI's taxonomy places the organism in Eukaryota, Viridiplantae, Streptophyta, Magnoliopsida, Fabales, Fabaceae. The record is from RefSeq and is a predicted model, not a curated record.
AUGUACCAAUAUGAAUCUGAAGAACUCUGUAGCCCCCCUGCAACUGAUGACGAAAACGAACCUGUAUUUCCUCAACAUAAUCCCAACACGCCAUAUGGAAAAAUAACUCUGGAGUUGAAUAUGGAGUUUGAGACCAUGGAGCAGUUCAAAGCAGCAGUGCAGAAGUACAACAUACAAAUUAGGAGACAGGUGUUCUACCUUAGGAAUGAGAAGAAGAGGUGUAGGGUGAUCUGCUAUGAUCCAGACUGCCCUUGGUUGUGCUACUGUGCCAGGACCAACUACCCAGCAUCCUUUCAGAUAAAGACAUUUGUGGACGAGCAUACGUGCCCCAGGAGUAACAAGAGUAAAUCUGUUUCAUGUGCUUGGGUUGCUGAGGAACUGGUCCCAAAUCUGAGGAUCCAUCCCAACAUGCUGCAUAGAGAGGCACAGGAAUGGUUUAAAGUGGAGUAUGACAUCUCAGUCAACGAGAGGAUGAUGUAUAGGGCUAUGGACAAAGCCAAGGAAGUUAUCGAGGGAACAGAGAAAGAUCAAUACCUAAGGCUCAGAGACUACCUUAACGAAAUCAUGAAGGCUAAUCCUGGUUCAAGAGCCAACAUGGGGACUACUCCACAGCCAGAGGGGUUGCCUAAGUUUAGAAACUUGUACAUCUGUUUGGCUGCUUGCAAAAAUGACUUUAGAGCAGGGUGUAGGCCAUUUAUUGUUUUGGAUGGGACGUUUUUGAAAGGGUAUUUUGGAGGGCAAUUACUAACAGCAGUUGGUCAGGACGCGAACAAUCAGCUGUUUCCAAUAGCGUAUGGGGUUGUUGAUGCAGAAACUAGGGAAAAUUGGAGAUUCUUUCUGGAGGAGUUGCACACAGACAUUGGGGACUUCAAUGAGAAUGGCUGGGUUUUUAUGUCAGACCAGCAAAAGGGUUUAAUCCCAGCAUUACAGGACGUCAUGCCAGGGGUGAAGCACAGAUUCUGUUGUAUGCAUAUGUGGAGAAAUCUGAACAAGAGAUGGAAGGAUAAGGAACUUAAGGCAACAUUUUGGCAAUGUGCAAAGGCAACUACUGAUCAGGAAUUUAAUGAUGCAAUGGGAGCUGUGAAACGGAUCAACAAACAGGCCUGGGAGUAUUUGUCAAAAUUUGAACAAGAACAGUGGUCGAGAUCAAGGUUUUCAGACUGGCCAAAGGUAGACAGUUUGACAAGCAACAACUGUGAGUCAUUUAACUCAACAAUCGUGGGACUUCGGGGGAAGAGCAUCUUGACAAUGCUUGAGGAGCUUAGGUUCUACAUCAUGAAGACAAUGGCAACUCACAAAGACUCACUGAUGGCUUAUACUGGACAAAUAGCCCUUGUACAAGUCAGUAGGUUAGAGAAAGAAAAAAGACAAGCCAAUUACUGGGAAGCACAAUGGUGUGGUGAUGAUGAGCACAAUCAGUUUGAAGUAACAAAAUGGCAGCAUAGAGUGAGAGUCAAUACACGAGAGAGGACAUGCUCAUGCAGAAAAUGGCAGCUCACUGGACUACCAUGCUGUCAUGGAAUUGCAGCAAUUCAAAGAAAGAAUGAGAAACCUGAAGAUUAUGUCCAUCACAAGCUCACUAUCGAGGCUUAUAAUAGGACUUAUAUGUUUCACAUUAAUAGCAUACCGAGUCAGGAGUACUGGGAGCAUCACGAAGGGCUGCCAUGUCUGCCCCCUCCAUACAAGAGGCCUAUUGGCAGACCUACAAAGAAGAGAAGAAAGGAUAGCACUGAGCAAAGUUCUGGCAGCCAAUACAAGGCCAAGAGAAGAUAUGGACAGAUAACAUGCCAAACCUGCAAAAGGGCUGGAUAUAAUAGCAGAACUUGUCCUGACAAAGGAAGUGGAACAGUAGCUGAAGAACCAGAUCUUGAUGAGGAUGAAGCUAGGGAGCAAGAAGCUAACUAG